This is a messenger RNA of Cordyceps militaris CM01, 1380 nucleotides long. RefSeq names its product MFS transporter. Lineage: Eukaryota; Fungi; Ascomycota; Sordariomycetes; Hypocreales; Cordycipitaceae. Gene Ontology annotation, cellular component: fungal-type vacuole membrane. The record is from RefSeq and is a predicted model, not a curated record. Gene Ontology annotation, molecular function: transmembrane transporter activity. The coding region runs from base 1 to 1380 and encodes 459 amino acids. Gene Ontology annotation, biological process: transmembrane transport. The transcript has 3 exons.
AUGGACGACCAAACGCCGGCCCCGCGGCCGCCCCUCUACUACCGCGUCCUCGACGAAGUCGGGCUCGUGACGCUCUUCCGCUCGCCGCGCGACAUCAAGCUGCUGUGCCUGCAGCGGUUCGUGCGGCUCUUCGCGUACGGCGUGACGACGCUGAUCCUCGUGGCCUUUCUGCAGGCGCUGGGGCACUCGCGCACGCGCGUCGGGCUCUUCAUGACGCUCACGCUCGUGGGCGACGUCGUCAUCAGCUUCGUGCUCACGCUCUUCGCGGACCGGCUCGGGCGCAAGGCCAUCCUGGCGCUCGGCGCGCUGCUCAUGGCCGCCAGCGGCGCCGUCUUCGCCCUGUGCUCCAACUACUGGCUGCUGCUGCUCGCCGCCGUGCUCGGCGUCAUCAGCCCGGCCGGCAACGAGAUUGGGCCCUUUCGCGCCGUCGAGGAGAGCAUCGUCGCCCACCUGACGCCCGCCGAGCAGCGCGCCGAGGUCUACGCCUGGUACACGCUGUUCGCCCCCGCCGGCUCCGCCUUUGGCAUGAUGGCGAGCGGCUGGGCCAUUGAGGCCGCGCGCCGCACGCUGCACUGGUCGCUGCUCGGCGCGUACCGCGGCGCCUUUGUCGCGUAUGCUGUCUUUGGCCUGCUCAAGUUCUUGCUGACCAUUAUGCUGUCCCGCGCCGUAGAGCUCGACGAGGCCCCGCCUGCGCCGGCAGACGUGGCUGAUGAGCGUGCGCCGCUGCUCAGUGCCAAUGGGGCUGCUCCGGCCGAGCCUCCUUCGAAGAAGAGCCGGUGGGCAUCCAUGCUUCCCCACAUCAGCCCGGAGAGCAAAAAGAUUACCGCUAUUCUAUGCGUCCUGUUUGCCAUUGAUUCGCUGGGCUCCGGUCUGGCCUCCCUCUCAUGGGUAACCUACUACUUCCGGAGCCAAUUCGGUAUCGAAGAAGGGAAGCUGGGGUCUCUCUUCUUUACGACGAGUAUUAUUUCGGCCAUGACGGUAUUGAUAGCAUCGUCCAUUGCGAAGCGUCUCGGAAACGUCAAGACCAUGGUCUUUACGCAUCUCCCGUCGGCAGUGUUUCUGGCCUUGAUCCCGAUCCCGUCGGACCCCAAAUUUGCAAUAAUGUUUCUGGUUUUGCGCGCUUCGCUGCAGAGCAUGGAUAGUGCGCCAAGAACUGCAUUCAUGGCCACCAUUCUGCAACCGGGAGAACGGACUUCCGUCAUGGGCGCAGUCAACGUCGUCAAGACGACUGCGCAGAGCAUGGGCCCUCUGAUUACUGGUGUGUUGGCCAGUCACAAGUUCUUUUGGCUGACGUUUGUGAUUGCCGGAUCUCUCAAGGGAACAUAUGACUUGCUGCUGCUAGCCGUCUUUAAGAACUACGGAAGACAUCGAACCGGUUGA